Cornus florida is the source of this 1312-nucleotide messenger RNA. RefSeq names its product probable phytol kinase 3, chloroplastic. The transcript is spliced from 6 exons. The record is from RefSeq and is a predicted model, not a curated record. The coding region runs from base 120 to 1070 and encodes 316 amino acids. NCBI's taxonomy places the organism in Eukaryota, Viridiplantae, Streptophyta, Magnoliopsida, Cornales, Cornaceae. Gene Ontology annotation, molecular function: kinase activity.
GGAAGGAAGUUUUUCUUAAAUCCAGAAAAUUUGUGAUAUCCAAAAUCAGGAAUCAAGAAAUAGAGAGAAGUACAAGUAGGAAAUGGGGAUAUAUUUGCGAAAACCAAUAGGAUCGAGUAAUGGCAAAUUACUUGAACAACUGCUUCGUCAAUAAAGUCAGGUUCAAGUCUGACCUUCUUGAACCCAAGCUAACCAGUCAAAGACCCAACUCAGAUCUCGGCCUAUAUCUCCGUGUCUCUACUCCUAAUUACUACACUCUCUCCGCCGGUAUCGUUAGUUGUCUCGGUGUCAGAUUCCGGCCGCCGAAAUCCCGAACUGUUCGCUGCAAGCUGACGACGGCAUCCAUGUUCGCGGGAAACACGGUCGCCCGCGAUAUCUGCGCCACCGCGUUUUCCGGUGGCGUCGCUCUCUCCGUGCUCCGAUUUUGGGAGGAAACCGCCAAACGAGGGCUCUUAGACCAGAAACUAAAUAGGAAGCUUGUGCAUAUAAGCAUUGGACUAAUUUUCAUGCUUUGCUGGCCACUCUUCAGUUCUGGUCGUCAGGGAGCGGUUCUAGCAGCUCUUAUUCCAGGCAUCAAUAUAAUAAAAAUGCUUCUUUUGGGACUUGGAAUAUGGAAAGAUGAGGCCACUGUCAAGUCAAUGAGCAGAUUUGGAGACUACAGGGAACUACUCAAGGGACCACUGUACUAUGCUUGCACUAUCACUUUGGCAUGUGUCAUGUAUUGGAGAACCUCCCCUAUUGCAAUUGCAGCAAUUUGCAACCUCUGUGCUGGAGAUGGUUUAGCUGACAUUGUAGGAAGGCAAUUUGGCAGUCUGAAAAUUCCCUACAACAGAAACAAAUCCUUUGCUGGUAGCAUUGCGAUGGCAGCUGCAGGAUUCAUCACGUCUAUCGGGUUCAUGUACUAUUUCUCUAUGUUGGGCUACAUUCAGGGGUGUUGGGAAAUGGUAUUGGGUUUCUUGCUCGUAUCUCUUGUCGCGGCACUGGUUGAAUCCCAUCCUUUAAGCACCGAGCUUGAUGACAACCUGACAGUUCCCGUUGCUUCUAUGUUGGUGGGCAGUGUUGUAUUCUGAUGCCAGGCAUUUUCAUAUAAUUGUGGCCAAAGUUGAACAUUAAACAGGGAUGAAGUUCCCUUGGUGACCUUUUGACCAACUCAGAGGUGAAUUAGUAGGCAUCCACUUUGUACUUAUAAAAUUAUGUACUACAUUCGAUUAACAACAGUUUCCUUGUAACAGUAUUUGGAUCAAAAUGUUAUGUUCUUAGAAUAUGUUAAAUCUGGUUUAUUUAAAUGCUGGAGUUGAAUUUAUUUUGUUUA